CAAAAGCCUUCCUGGAAUUAGAGUAAUGAUGAAAGUGACAUCAGAAAAUAAAAACAAAAGUGAAAGUGAAAGUAAAUACAUUGUGGGAGCAAUCCUUGCAUACAAGAAAACAGGAAAUAGCGAAAACGUCCGAGUAAAGAUCCAAUGGGACGCUGAAUUAAACACAGGAUCCUUCAAUGUAAGAAGUCAAGGGUCUUUAAAUAACCAACAAUUGCUUCUUUUCGACACAGGGCUUAAAACAGAAACUGAAUGUAUACGAUGCAGUAUAAAUAUAAAGGGGAUUAUUUGGAAAAAUGAAAAUAAUCAAGCAUUCUGUACUAUGUGCUAUAUGAGGUUUGCAGAUGAAUUUAUUGGCAAGUUUACCUGGGAAUGUGGUAAAACGUUCUGUAAAGAAUUAUCCAGAAAAGAGGCACCUAACAAAUGGACAGACGUACUGUUGUUUGUAGAGAACGAAAGUGUAAAGUACCAGACAAUAGAAACGAAGAAGACAUGCUUGUCUGUCUGUGGUUUUCGAAAAGCUUCCGGAAUAGUUAAAAAUGAUAAGCUCAUGGGCAAACUGACCCGGGAUUCAAUUCUACACCCAAUGACUGUACAAAGUAUCAAUGGAUCCAUCUUUAUGAGGGACAUAUGUGAUUUGAAAAUUCAGAUCGGGAUUGAAAAAAAUAAAGAUUGUCAUUUUUACUAUCAAGAUCAUUUACAACUUCUAGGGGAAGAUGAAACAGAAUUUUAUGAUGCACAAGUAAAGCACUUCGACAAGAAUCAGGAACAAGUCUCUAAAAUUCAAGUUCAAGUGUGGAAAAAAGAAGCCUCUGUGAGCUGGGAAAACUCUUAUAGACCAGUUCUUCAUUUCAUCUUCGUAGACCAAAAGGAUGAUAUUCUUCAGGACGUUUUGAAUCUUCUAAGUCAUUCAAGAAUAUCCUGUCACUUGGUUUAUGACCAAGUUGUACUCUGGCACAAUCGUCAAGAAAAUAUUCAAAGUUGUGGUGUGCAUGAAAAUACCAGAAAGGAAACAAUUACCAAAUUGCUUGACAACAACUUUAGAAUGUUCAAAGUUAUGAAAGAAGAAAGUAGUAUCAACAAAGAUGAGAGAAAAGUAAAAGGAAAGAAAAAGAGGAAGGGACUCCUGCAAAGAAAUAGAAAUUGUUCCAACAUCGGUUACUUUAUUGACAUUGCUGAACGUUUCUUUGGAGAAAAAGUUAUGCCCGUUAUUGUUACGUCAUAUGCAAUUGAAGAGAUGGAGAAAUGCAUUCAAGAUAAAGCCAAUGAGGCGGAAAUACCAAUUUUAUCCUUCGAGGAUUCUAGUUAUGUGUCCGUAUUAUGGAGUUCAGAAUCUUGCAUGAAAAAAGGUAGUAAAGUGAAAGAAGAAAGUUCAAAAAGAGCAACAAAUCUAAACACUGAUUGUUGCUUUCCCAGAGGAUGUUUUUGUAAGAAUAUGUCAUCAGUCAGUCCAAACAAUAAUUCUAAAACAGAUGAAGAUUUGCGUGUAACGGAAGCAAGUGAAAGUAACAUGAAUAUGAGUCAGCCAAUUACUUCAAAAGAUAAGAAGUUAAAAUUGGAAAAUAAGUAUGAAGUAGAUCGGACCAAACCAUGGAUUGUGCGAGAGUGGCAAAAAGAUCAAGCAUUAGAAACUGAUAUUGAUAACCAACGAUGUUUGAUAUCCAAAGCAAUCAAUAAGGACUUCGUUCGCCUGGUAGCUUCAACUAUUGUUGGUGUUGUGAUUCACAAACUGAAGUCCCUACGAAGAAGAUCACAAACAGUUCCGAGAGGAGAAAUGCUGCUCUAUGUUAGAAGUCUUUCCUGUCAGUUAUUAAAGGACGGUCAAUGGAUGUUUCCAGGGGAAUACAUCAGCACACUUAAGACUUUGGAUGAUAUAUUCAAUCAGAAAUCAAUCGAAUAUAUUUACGAAAAGAAUAUGAAGAAUGAAUUCAAAUCCGGUCUUUGGGAAGAAUUAAGGACAGCAACAAAAUCAACAUACCGUCCACCAAAAAUUACAGAAGAUUCUCAGCUGAUACUCACAAAAGAUUGCGCAGGGGUGGAUCUUGUGUUUUUUGCCCUUUUAAAAAAGAAACGAUUAGAUGGAGGAACACAACUUAUAGAAAAGGGUUGUGUUGGUGUUAGAUCAAUAUUGAUUGGGGCUAAGAUAUUAGUCAAACACACAGAGGAAUGGAGAAUUUCGGAGACUGAAAAAAAGGAUUUUGAGGAUUUGGCAAUAAAAUUCAGUCAACAUGCUUUUAGCAUCAUGAAUUACAUCCAAGAGAAAGACGAACUGGAAAGACUAAGAAGUCCAAAAGGUUGGGUAAACAAUAUAAAACAUUUCUUCAUCAAAGAGGAUGAGGUGUCUGGCAAAGCUGGGAGACUACUUCUGAAUCAUGGUUAUUUAGAUGUUGCAUAUAAAACAAAAAAUGAAUGUUUUCUGGAAAAUCCCAAACUGAAGACUAUGAUCAAAGAACUCUGGUAUGGGGACGAGUAUCAGUCGAGGAGGAAAAUAGAUACUAUUCUCAGACUGUUUUUGUGCAUCAUGCAUGUUUUCAUCAUGCCAAUCAUGCUUUUUACCUUGGAUAAGCCCUCAUGGAUUUACAAAAAAUAUCACACGCCUAUUUUGAAAUUAUGGAUUAACACGGCUGGGCUAAUGUCGUUUCUGGCAGCAUUUGCUUACAUGCUUUUGUUUGACUACAAGGAAAAUGGUGUAUCUCAAUCAGAAUUUGCUGUGCUGUUUUGGAUUUUGAAUAAGUCUGUGGAUGAAUUUCACCAGAUAUGUGUAGCAGUUUAUCGUGACACUAAAAGAAAGAGAGAAAAAAGUUUCUUAUUGGAAUACGGCCAGGACAUGUGGAAUCGCCUCGACCUAAUAAUAAUUUUAACAUCGUUUCUUGGAUUCAUUGUUAAGUUAUUGUUUGAGGAUGACUUUCUCCAAGGGUUUGCAAAGAUUAUGUUUCUGAUCUCCUAUAUCAUGCUAAACAUCCGGGUACUUAACAUGUUUUGGACGUCAGAGUUCCUUGGUUCUCAGCUUGUUAUAAUUCAGAAAAAGAUAAAGAUAACAUCUGCCUUCAUGACGAUUAUGAUCGUUAUAAUGAUGUGUUACAACGUGGUGGACUAUGCUCUCCUGUAUCCAAACACUGAGUUCACAUGGACGGAAAUAGAAAACAUUGUCAGAAAUGGUUAUUGGACGCUUUAUGGUGACUUUCAGGAAGAUGUUGGUAAUGACUGCACAGACAAUGCCACACUUUAUUCGCAGGGCAUACAACAAAGAUGUCCCUCCUUUCUGGGAGCUCUUUUGUCUCCUUACCUGAGGGCAAUAUACUGUUUAAUCGCUAUCUUGAUGCUACUGAACAUGCUGAUAGCAAUUUACACGAAAACAUCGGAUUCUGUACAUGACAAAUCAAGAAUAUACUGGUCACAAUUACAAUCAAAUUUCCUUGAAGAGUACAAAAUUAGAACAAUAUUUCCUGUUCACUUCAAGAUUUGCUGCUUAGGAGCACUAGUCUUUCAUCUUCUGAUAUACAUUGUUAUGAAGAUGUAUGGCAUACAACGUGAGGAGCAGGCAUUAUUUAUAAAAGUUCUCGUGUUCGAUGAUAAUUUUGAUGUUGAUCCCCAGAAAGAAACACCCGAGGAAAUGGCCGAAAAGAACGGAAUUCUGGAAAUGCAAGGAGAACGAGAAAAUGAAGAUUUUGAGGAAAAAUCGAUAGAGCAAAAUAUCAUAUCUGGACAAAGUGACACCGAAGAAGAUGGUCAUCAAAUUAACUGCAAGCCUCCAGAUGAAGAAGUUGACAAAAAGAUUAAUAAAAUCAUACAAGAGCUGAAUGAAGUCAAGCGUGUAUGGGAAAACAAGGAUAUUCGUGAAAGGAAGACAAAUUCGUUUUGAUAAGGAUACAAUGGAAUAUAUUAAAAAAGAAUUUUGAACAUGUGUUACAAGACAGUUCUAAGUUAAACUAUAAUCUU
Molecule: messenger RNA, 3936 nt
Organism: Saccostrea cuccullata (small rock oyster)
Lineage: Eukaryota; Metazoa; Mollusca; Bivalvia; Ostreida; Ostreidae
Exons: 31
Coding region: 26-3859 (1277 amino acids)
Biological process (GO): metal ion transport; monoatomic cation transmembrane transport
Cellular component (GO): plasma membrane
Molecular function (GO): monoatomic cation channel activity
Source: RefSeq, a predicted model, not a curated record